CGCCGCCGCCGCUCCCCGUUGUCGCCGCCGUCUCGGCCGGGCUCCGCAGCUCCGCCGCCCGCGGGGCCGCCAUGGAGCCGCCGCCCUGCGCGGAGAGAGCGCACUCGUGUUACUGAACACGCUCCGCUUCUCUUUGACCUGAAACUGGAUCCAUGCCUGAGCCCCAGCAGUGACCUGCUGGCCAGGAGCACGCUUUCAGCCCGUUGUUAAUAAGACGUGCUAUUUCUGCUUUUGGAGCCGUGCCUGGAGUGGUGGUGCGGACGUAAAUCCCGAGUGAUAGCGGGGUGGGCUGCUGAGAGUUGCCGGGAAGAUUUGUCCCUCACGUUGCCAUCCCCUUCAGCACAUUCACAUGCCUUCAGUGUCUUCAGCAGCUCAUGUGCGAUAGCACCCAGUUGAUGUGUGGAUGCCACUGCCAGCGCCGGGUGAGCUCACGUGGCUGGCCACCCCCUGCCCCGAGCCCCCCAUGCCCUGUGCCCGUCCCCCCGUACAAGUCCUGCGGCCACACUUGAUUCCAGGCACCCUUGGGGCAAUGUCCUGUGUGGUGGCAGCAACCUCCGACCACCCAUUUCAUGAAACCGGUAGGGACUCUCUCUGGUCUGUGAAAUUCACUUAAAACUGAUCAAAAAGGUCUGAAGAGCUUAGAGGAUGAGCUUAGUCCAGCACAUUGACUGCACGCGUCCAGCGUGCUGGCUCUGGCAAGAGGAGGCUUGGCUCCUGCCCUCGCUGCUCGGCAGGUUAAUGACGGGUGACAACGUUAUCCUUCCUUGAGCAUCUUCUGCAUUAAACUCUAAAGUUUGUGUUAAAAAUUACCCCCUGGAUAUUUUUUACCUCUUUCCUUGCCUUUUUUUUUCCCCUUUAUUUUCCUCCAAGGUGCCCUGGGAAGGUUUUCUGCCAGCUUUAAUUAUUUGUUUAGCUCCACAACAUGGGUUUGCAACUCCCCCAACCUCUCUGGCCAUAAGUGCCCACAUGGUGGCUGUUGCUGACCUGCACCACCCAAAAAGGGAUUGAACCUGGAGCUCCAACACCUGAGCUCUGACAGGGGAAAAAAAAGAGGGACUGCUCACCCCCUUUUGCUGUGUCGGGGCUGUGGAUACACACAAUUUUAUUAAUUUCUGUUUGCAGCGAGGGCUGUGUGUGCCGUGUGGUUGCGACCCACCCGCUUGCUCCUCCUGUCUCCUCUCCCAGCGCAGUGUCGAAAGGCACAGGCUUCCCAGCACAGUGUCCCCAGGGACACAUCCAGAGCUGGGCUGAGAAAGUGGCAGAAUUAAAAAUAAACGUAAGUGCAUCCUGACAUGUUAACCACAUUUAGAGAGGCUUUAGUGCCAACCCACUCGGCGGGAAGGCAGAAGAUGCUUAGAGACAAGUAGGUCAUGGGACACAGAUUGUCCCGAAUCAGCGGGAAAAGAUGGAUCUGGAGCACGCGGGCACAUUGUGCCACCAGACGGGCAGACGGGAGCGAGGACGGGAGGAGAGCGCGUCAGCACUGAGCUCUGCCACCUCGAACAUCGCCGAAUUCAGGAGAAACAGCAAUGCCACCAGUCUGCUCCUGAGCAGAGCAAUGCAUGCCGUCACGCCCUGCGUUUUGGGGUCCCCAAGCCCUGCAGUGCCGAUGCACCUGAACGUGCCCAGUCUAUAUGUGGACGGGGGUGAGCCCACAAGUGCUGGAGCAGUGGUGUGGGCUGGGGUCUGUACCCACUCUGCCAAUGGGGUCAACGUGUGCUCCUGCACCCCAAACCCACAGCUGUGCUCGUGAGGACACCGCUAAUGGAUGAGGCAGAGCGAUGCCCCUUGCACAUUGCUGCUUUUGCUGUGCUGCUCCUGGGUCUGCUGCGUUUACUGGAUGGGUGCUGGGAGCUGGCCUCGGACCUUUUCAGGGCUGGUGGGAGUGGGAUGUGCAGCCCCAAACACUGCCCCGAGCCUGCCCGGGGCUGGCAGGGCCACAGCAUCCCCAGGGCACUGGCACCAGGAAGGGGAGGAGAGAGGGAGACAGCCAAGAUUGAUGCUGCCAGCACAGGAGCACAGAGAGGAGGGAGACAGCCAAGGUCAGAGACAGCACUGCCAAAAUGCAGAAUGAAUCUGCGAGAGAGCUGGAAAUAAAUAGAAAGAGGAGGGGGGGGAGGAGGGAGCCUGGGAGAUGGAGCAGGGCGAGGGGUGGGAUGGGGCUGUGGUGACAGGGACAGGCUGUUCGGACAAAAUGAUUAAAUAGGGAUGAAGGGGACAGAAAGCUGGAGCCCCGAGCAGGCAGAGGACAGUGGGAGAAGGAUGGGGACAGCCAGGGGGGCUGUGGAUGCAGGUGUGUCCCUUUGGUCCCCUCCAGAACAUCCCCUUGCAGCACAGCCCUGUUGACACCGGUCCUGCAGAGGCUCCUGGCACCCACUGGCCUCAAUCCAGCCCCGUGGAGGAGAAUUCUGUCCCUGCCUCCUCGCUGCUCACAGCAUCCCGCAGCAGAGCACGGCUCAAGGUGACGCAGAGGACAGGGGCAGCAGCUGGGCAAUUCGGGCACCAGCCGCUGGCUGCCACAGAGGUGGGGACACCCAGUGAUUUAGGGGGACUGAUUUAUGGCCGGGGCUGGCUCUGGACCCAGGGCUGGUAAUCAGCCUUGGCUCUGGGAUGGCUGGAGCUGAUGCAGCCUGGCACCGGCCGCAGGAUGGGCAGCGCUGGGCACCUGGGCAGGAUCAGUGCCCUGGCUGAGGCAGUGGGUGCCACUGGGGCUCCUCCAGGUCCCCAGGGGGAUGCCUGGCUCCAGGGGGGCUUUAUGACAGAAAACCCUCUCCUGCUCUUCCUCCCAGCCACUGAGCCACGCUGGGAAGGGGCUGAAAACGUUUUGUGGUGACAACUGAGGUCUGAUUUUCGUCAGCUAACAGCGAGGUGACAGGGAAGCCACGGGCGCCUCAUGAUACAGCUGCGGCUGGCACACUGGGCUCAGGACUCCCGGGGCCGCCCCUGGCUGCGGAACAAAGCCCCCGGGACCCGGGGCAGGGGGUCUGAGGCUCGUUUGUCCCCUCAGCACCACCCUCGUUGUGCCGGGACCGGGCGGGGGCUGCGGGGACCGGGCUGGGCUCUGCCCGCCGCCCGCCGCCCUCUCCUUUUGGCGGGAGCCGCCCUCAGGCCUCGGCCCCGGCUCCGCGGCCGCCCUCAGCGCCCGGCUGGGCACCGCCGUCCCCUCAGCGCCCUGCCGAGGCCCCCGCUGUCCCCUCAGCGUCCCGCUGGGCACUGCCGUCCCCUCGGGACCCUGGCGAGUCGUCCCCAUCCCCUCAGCGCCCGGCUGGGUGUGCUCCUCCUGUGCCAGUGUUUGCUCUGUCAGCUCCGACCCACAGCUCCAUCUCUCUCCGAGGCCCUGACGGACAUUUUCCCUCGGAGCUUCACACCCUCUGCCCGCCUGCUCUCCCCUCAUUCCCCAGGACCCUUCUCUACUUUGCCUCCAAGACAAGGGAGAAGGGGAAAAGCCCAGGGAAAGUGGCAGCACAGGUGACCUACGAGCCUCAGCACUGACACCAUGUUCUACAUGCAUUUGCUCGUGAACAAGCGUGGGCCGUUGGCCAAAAUAUGGCUUGCCGCCCACUGGGAGAAGAAGCUCACCAAAGCUCAUAUAUUUGAAUGUAAUUUAGAGACUACCGUUAAAAAUAUCAUCUCACCAAAGUUUACAAUAGCUCUGCGCACCUCAGGACACUUACUCUUAGGAGUGGUGCGGAUUUACCACAGGAAAGCAAAAUACCUCUUGGCAGACUGUAGUGAAGCUUUGACAAAAAUGAAGACAGCUUUUCGCCCAGGACUUGUUGACCUUCCAGAACAGAGCUUUGAAGCUGCUUAUCAGUCCAUUACAUUACCUGAAGAAUUUCAUGAUUUUGAUACUCCACUACCUGAUUUAAAUGCCAUUGACGUUGCAGAACAUUUUACCUUGAAUCAGAGCAGAGCUGAAGACAUCACACUUACAGAGGAUUACGAAAGCAACAUACUUCUCUGUGAUAGAAACUUUGAUGAGGAACCAGAAACACUAAGAAAACAGAGCUGCUUUGACGGCAGCUUCCUAAUGAGCAGCAACAAUCUCAUGGCUGAUCACACCUCUGCGAGUGUAAAUGGAGACAAGUCUGCACUGCAUGAAGAUGUUUACUGUUUUGAGAAGGAUUGUUUUGGAGAUGAGGAGGCUGGUGCAGAUAUGAUUGAAAUCCUGCUGAGGGAUGAGCAAAAUGGCCUAAAUAAUGACAUUCUUGAUAUGGAGGAAGAACUUCCUUUGUCACAAGAUCUUCCGGAGAACACCAGAGCCAUUGAAUCCAACUGUGAAGACACUGCGAUUAAGACAGAAAGCCAUCUAAUGAAUGAAACAAUACUUUUGUCUAAAGAAGACGAAGGAUUUGUGCUUGAGCCAGUUGAUGAUACAGCUUUCAACCAGAGGAAAAAAAAUAAAAGAAAGAGGAAGUUGCUUGUGGAUGAAGACAAGGAGCUCAGCUGCAGUGCUAUAUACAACCAACUUAACAACUGCGUAGACAUCCUUGUUACGUUAGACCUUGCACCCCCAACAAAAAAAACAAUGGCAUGGAAAGAAUCAGGAGGAGUGGAUACACUCCUGUCCAACCCUACACAGCCUGUGGUUCAUGCCGAGCUACAAAUGUUGUUUGCAAAAUGCUUUGAGAGUCGCGGAUUUAAGAUGGCAAGAAACGUAAUGCAGGUGGAGUCUGAAAUGGAAGAAACAAGAAAAGAACAAGAUACCUCAGAGAUGCUGAUAAUGGAAGAACCAAGUUACCUGCAGGAGUCAGCUCAUUCAGAGACCGAGAGAAAAAUUAGAAAUGAUUCAUUUGUAAUGACAUCACAGAGUAACAGAAACGAAACUGAUAAUAACUUUGGCGAGAAACUACAGGAUGCAACUGCUUUCUCUGAGAGCUCCUCAUUUGUGAAUAAUUCACUGGGCCAGGAAGCUCCGGCACAGCAAGCUGAGUUAAAUGAGCUAGCAAUGAAAAACAAAGACAAUGAAGAAAUUAAGCAGAGCAAAAGAACUCUUCAGUUCUUAAAAACUUUACAGCACCUGAACAAAUCAGGAGUGAAUUCCUUCAGCUUACGGGAGCUCUGUCGGAAAAAUAACCGGAAAGAAGUUGCGGCCAAGUUUUACAUCUUCCUUGUUCUGAAGAAACAGCUUGUUAUUGAGCUCGCUCAGAGCGCUCCGUUUGCAGACAUUACAGCCACUGUCGGCCGCAUGUUCGAUGCUUACUGAAAUCACACAGUAUUCAGAUAAGCUAAUAAAAAUGUUUCUGAUUUUUCAGAAAAUAUUUUUCUUGAAAAAAUGAAAGUCCUGUCAAACCAUGGUGAACUAAGCAGAGCUCCCCUUCAUUUAUGUGACCUCUCAGGACUGCAAAGUAACUAGCUUGGGCAGGUGUGCUGCUGCAGCAUUGGGUAUCAAGGUGGUCACUUGUACCUUUAGUCUCACAUAUAUGUUUAUAAAAUGAGCAGUUACUUACUCUGUUGAUAAUAGAUAGCAAAAAUACAUAUUCCACAUAAGACAUUUACAUUAUGAAGGGCUUCAUAAAAGUUCUUUAAAGCCUUUCUUAGAGUCCAGCUUUGGAAACUAAAUUAUUUUUUGCAGGGCUCAUGUAUGUGAAUUAUUUUACUCCAUCAGUAAGAGAAAAGAAAUCUGUCAAGCUAUCUUUAUCAAAAACUUUAGUCUAUUUAAAAUUAUUUCUUUCAAAGAAUGUUCAGUUUUUGAUAUUUUAAGGUCUAACAAGCUACUGUCUCCAGCAUUAUCUUCAUGUCUUGAGAUAGACAAUUAUGUUAUCCCUGAAGUCAUGUAAGCAUCAGGAAGAAAUCCUACUUCCUAGAAAUCCUGCAAUUUUAGAUUGUGUGGAGUAUAUUUCCAUAAAGACUAACAGUUUUAUUUAUGUGUAGAUAGACCUAUUUAAAAAAAAAAAAAAAAAGAUGUUAAACUGAAAUAUUAUUAAUCCUUGGCAUUUUAAUCUAAUUUAUGGAAAGUUUUAACACCUUUACUGUCGUUUUGUAACAAUAAUAUUUUUCACGUGGUGCAGGCAGCUUAACCGAGCCUGCUCAGCAUGGAAUGGUUUGUACGUUCGCUGCUCCAAACAAAGUGUCACAGUGCUUUGGGUAUGUUGACGUCUCUUUAUAUGAAAUCAAUAAAAAUCAAACAAAGAUGUUUCCUUAGCUCACUGGUGUUUGUUCUGAAGGAUCAAAGCUGGCAGCCACCUAGCUGUUGUUUGGGUUCACCUUCUUAGCGUUUGCUGUGAUUUUCUUAAAAUUUAAACGGACGGAUGAUAUUGUCUUCCUGACUUUCCAGAUGUGCAUUUCAGUUACAUGCUAACAUGUGGUGUUCCCUGCUGUGCGCUAAUUUGUUUGUAUAUGUAGGGUUUAGGGAAUACGAGGAAGAGCAGCCCUCACUGAUUUCAAUGUCUCUAUUUACAGGAAUAAAAAAAAAAAAAAAAGCUUUAAGAUUACUUAAGAUUUUGCCCUGGGCAGGAAUGGAUGAGUUGGGGUGUUUGGCUGGCUCAUGGAGGGAUGUUGUUUCAGCUUUUAUUUUUUCUAUUUUAGACUAUUUGACAAAAUAAGCAGUAAAAAACCUUCACUGCUGUUCUGUGAUGGGUUAC
Molecule: messenger RNA, 6584 nt
Organism: Cygnus olor (mute swan)
Lineage: Eukaryota; Metazoa; Chordata; Aves; Anseriformes; Anatidae
Gene: RAD21L1
Product: RAD21 cohesin complex component like 1
Exons: 15
Coding region: 3497-5206 (569 amino acids)
Biological process (GO): replication-born double-strand break repair via sister chromatid exchange; mitotic sister chromatid cohesion; synaptonemal complex assembly
Cellular component (GO): synaptonemal complex; cohesin complex
Molecular function (GO): protein binding; chromatin binding
Source: RefSeq, a predicted model, not a curated record